Messenger RNA from Poeciliopsis prolifica (blackstripe livebearer), 3057 nucleotides. RefSeq names its product carbonic anhydrase (gene cahz). Bases 97 to 879 code for a protein of 260 amino acids. Gene Ontology annotation, cellular component: cytoplasm. Gene Ontology annotation, molecular function: carbonate dehydratase activity; zinc ion binding. The record is from RefSeq and is a predicted model, not a curated record. Lineage: Eukaryota; Metazoa; Chordata; Actinopteri; Cyprinodontiformes; Poeciliidae. The transcript has 7 exons. Gene Ontology annotation, biological process: carbon dioxide transport.
GGUCCUUCAUAAAGCGCCUCUGUGUUGGUCUCCCGUGCAUCCUCUGCCUCGGACAGAACACUGCCUGAUCCACCGGUGCAGCGUUCAGCAGUAGCCAUGUCUCACGGAUGGGGAUACGGACCGAGCGACGGACCUGACAAGUGGGCAGAACACUUUCCACUUGCUAAUGGACCCAGGCAGUCUCCCAUCAACAUAGUUACCAAGGAGGCCCAAUAUGAUCCGUCUCUGAAGCGCCUGAAGCUCCAGUAUGACCCGUCCAGUGCCAGGGGCAUUCUCAACAAUGGACACUCCUUCCAGGUGGACUUUGUGGACGACACCGACAACUCCACCCUUACUGGAGGCCCCAUCUCUGGAACAUACCGACUGAAGCAGUUUCAUUUCCACUGGGGAAGCAGUGAUGAUAGAGGCUCUGAGCACACUAUUAACAGCAUCAGAUUCCCUUGUGAGCUUCACCUUGUGCACUGGAAUACCAAAUAUCCCAGCUUUGGAGAGGCUGCUGACAAGCCUGAUGGACUGGCUGUGGUUGGAAUCUUUCUCAAAAUUGGUGCAGCCAACCCCCGGCUUCAGAAAGUUCUGGAUGCUUUGGACUCUAUUAAGACAAAGGGAAAACAGACAACUUUCUCUAACUUUGAUGCAAGAACUCUUCUUCCUGGUUCUCUGGAUUAUUGGACUUAUGAUGGAUCUUUGACAACUCCACCCCUUUUGGAGAGCGUCACCUGGAUUGUCCUCAGGGAGCCCAUAAGUGUCAGCCCUGCUCAGAUGGCAAAGUUUCGAAGCCUCCUGUUCACUGGAGAAGGAGAGGCAGCGUGCUGCAUGGUGGACAACUUCCGUCCUCCACAGCUCCUCAAGGGCCGUCAAGUCCGUGCUUCCUUUAAGUAAAUCUUAGUUAUACAGGGGGUAUGCAAAUUAUUGAACACGUCAUAAUUUUUCAUAGUAAGCACAUUUUUGCUAUUGACAUGGAACACCUGGUGUUACUGAUGCUAGGUGUUGGUAACAAUGGAAUGAAGAGAACUUAAAUUCAUACAUAGAAAAAAUUAAACAAAUCAGUUCAGAAAUUAAAUUAUGAGUGAUAAUAAAAAAUGAAUUGUGCUAUUCUAGCAGUUUUAUGUUCUGUCUCUGCAGCUGGUUGAGAGCUUCCUUGUCUCUGUGUUUGGGAUCAUUGUCCUGCUGAGAUGUCCAGCCUUUUUUCGUCUGUCAGAAGGCUUUUCUCUAUGAUGUCUGUACUUUUUACCAUUCAUCUUUCCAUCAAUUACAUGAUUUCUGCCAGUACCAUAUGCAGAAUUAGAUAUUGAUGUUCCCAACUCCAAACUUCACUGUCUGCCUGGCGUUUGUGGGGCAGUUCAUUUUGUCCUUCUAAUAUGUGUUUGUUAUGGCAUCCAAAGAGUUCGAUAUUGCUCUUAUCUGACUAAUCUGUGUUCUCCCAGUGCUUUUCAGACUUGUCCAAAUGUUGUUUAGCAAACAUUAAACAAGCUUAAACUUGCUUUGACUCCAGACAUGGAGUUUUGCAUGGGGAGCGUACAUACAGACCACAGCUUAUUGUUUUCUGAAACAAUUCUACUUGCCAACUCCAUAUCUUCCUGAAGGGCCCAGCGUAGCUCAAUCACAGUUGAACUGUCAAUGUACAGCCAUGUUGUUUUCAAAUUUUCAUUUGUGCAAAGACCUUUUACGGUCCACAAAACACACUGAAGUGAGCUUCCCUCCCACUGCAGAAUACAUCUUGAUGUGUUUUUUGCCAUGUAUAUAAUUUACAAUCAUACCAAUUAUGGCAGAGAAAAAACUAUUAUGAGUUGAGAAGUUCAGAGGAGAGGGGAAUAAUAUUUGACAGUCUGAAAAUUAUUUUUUUCCCAUGUCAUUAAAAAAAACAAAAAGACAAACGCUAGGCAUUGAUGAGUCAUUCUCCUGCUUAGACUGAGAAAACAGCCAGAGUAAUACCUCAGUAUAUACUUCAACAAUUUCAGUCAAUUUCUCUCUGACUGAAAGACCAGUGCUCUGACUAUCUGUGCUACCCGACUAUCUGUCCUACCUUGCACAGAUAUUAGUCAGAUCAACAGCCCAUGUAAAUUGUGUGACAGUUUCCUGAAUAAACACACCAUGAAAUUCAGAUCAAUCACACAAUCUUUCAGAGAAGGGGCAAGAAGUUCACCAGUGGGGCCAACAGCAUAAGGAAGAGAACAAAAUAAAGCAAUUUUCGUCAUGAAACUGCAACAACUAGAACUGUUUUCAGCAAUUUGGCUUCUAUAGGCCAUUAGUUUGGACUGAACCAGCUGAUAUUCAUUUGCAGGAUGUCUUUCUGAUCACUGAUGGUUUUGAACUGGUGUCUUGGCUUUCCAUGUCUUUUUCCACUUCCCUUUCUGUGUGUUCAAUACUUUUCCCUCAUUACUGCACAUAACUUAAUUUUUGAACUUGUUUGUUUUGGUUUCUUCUAUAUAUGGAUUACUUCAAAUGUUACAAACACCUGGUUAAAAAGUCAUAUUUACUCUGACAAAUUGUGAUGUGUUUAAUACAGCUGUAUUCCAAAGUGUCUUUAUCCAAUAGCUUUCCCUUUCAUGUUCAUUCUUAGAACUAUUAAUACACAGAAACAGCUUUUUAAUUUCCUGCUUGUCUCCAGCUACUUGAAAAUUAAACCUUCUGCUUUAUUUUAUCUCUAGAAUGUUUUGCCUUUGUUUUCAUCUGAGGACGAAUAAAUGCCAACAUUUUUGUUAAAUCUUAUUUGUAAUCUCUGAAACAUUCGAAUAGCAAACUAAUGCAUGAAUAAACAUAUCCAUUAAAUUUAUGAGUGUGGUUGUUAUUUUAAAAAUAUAAUCUUUGAAAUUUUGGCUAUCUUUAUACUAAGAUUUAUUGAGGUCUAAAAAAUGACAAAAUGAAUUACUGAAUAUUUUGUUAAUCUUUAACUUAUAAUUAUAUUAUGCCUGUUUGUGAAGUAUGUGGAGUUAUUUCAGAUUUAUUUGCUAAUAAAAGCCUGUGUGUUUUAUGAAAUAUUUUCCAAGCUCGAGUCUUUUCUUGGAUUGUAUUCUGUUCAUUAAAUUGCUAAAUAAAAGCAAUUUUAUUGAAAACUUC